CCGCAUGUGAUGAAAGUGUCUACUCUCAGGGAGAGCACGGUCAUGGCUUCCCCACCAGCCCGAGAGAUGGAGGAGGAGCUGGCGCCUGCUGGCUCUGAGCCAGGUGACCCUCGGGCCAAACCCCCAGUCAAGCCCAAGCCUCGAGCCCUGCCCACCAAGCCAGCCCUGCCUGCCAAGCCCAGCCUGCUGGUGCCUGUCGGGCCUCGGCCCCCACGGGGUCCCCUGGCUGAGCUGCCAUCUGCUCGGAAAAUGAACAUGCUGGCGGGACCCCAGCCCUACGGCGGCAGCAAGCGCCCCCUUCCCUUCGCACCAAGGCCUACGGCUGAGGCCUCUGCCGGAGGAGAAGUCGCCCAAGAGGCCAGCAAAGAAGAGGGCGGGAAAGAGGAGCCGCCCCCCUUAACACCACCCGCUCGAUGUGCCGCCCCCGGGGGUGUGCGGAGGGCCCCUGCCCCCUUCCGUCCAGCCUCAGAGCGGUUUGCAGCUGCCACUGUGGAAGAGAUCCUGGCCAAGAUGGAGCAGCAGCCUCACAAGGAGGUCCCCGCCAGCCCUGACCGCCUGUGGGGUUCGCGCCUCACCUUCAACCACGAUGGCAGCUCACGCUACGGCCCCAGGACCUAUGGGGGGGCCAGUGGUCCCAGAGAGGAGGAUGACAAGACCCUCACCAGAGGAUGGUCGCAGGAGGGGCCGGCAAAAUCUGCAACAGAGGGCCAGGAAGAGCACAGCAAGAUGGGCAAGGAGAGGAGUCCCUCUUCCAGCCCAGCUAUCAACGGGGACUUGGCUAAGCCGGCCAGCUCUGAGCCUGCUACCAACGGGGACUUGGCUAAGCCGGCCAGCUCUGAGCCUGCUACCAACGGGGACUUGGCUAAGCAGGCCAGCUCUGAGACACCUAGCACCGUUUCUGAGUCCAGGCUCUCCUCAAGUCCAAGCCCCCCAUCAGACCAUGGUGCUGCUGCCUGCCGGGGCCUUCCCACUGCGGUGAGCGGCCCAGCCCCCGAAUCUCCCUGGCGGCAUCACUCACCUGAAGAGAGCACUCCCUGCCACCCGCAGCUUCCAGAUGCCCAGAGUCCUUCAGCUUCAGAGGCAUCUUCCUGUCUCCCCGUGACUCCGGCCCUGCCCAGUGAGGGCCCCUGCCAUCCCCCCAGCCCGGGGGUCUCUGUCGAGGCAGCCCCAGAGAUCCCCGGACCGAACAGUCCUCCCCAGGAGAAGGUCUCUGGGCACCAGGGCCCAGAGAGGCCCCCAGAGACCUCACCCCGGCCCCUGCUGGAGGGGGGUGAGCUGCUGGACCCUGCUCGGACGUUUCCACCUGGCGAGGAGGCAGCAGCCCAGGGUGCCGUGGACCCUCGCCCCAGCAGCCUGGCUCAGCGCCGCUUCUCGGAAGGUGUGCUCCGUCCACCCAGCCGGGACCCGGAGAAGCUGGGGGGCUCUCUGGCUGCUCUGCCCCAAGCCCAGGGGAGCCAGUCGGCCCUGGAUCGCCCCUUUGGGAGUGGAACAGAGUCGAACUGGAGUUUGUCUCAGUCCUUUGAGUGGAGCUUCCCCACGCAGCCCUCGGGCCUUGGUGUGUGGCGGCUGGACUCCCCCAUCACGGAAGCCAGCGAGGCGGCGGAGGCAGCGGAGGCUGGCGGCUGGACUGUGUCCGGCAGGGAGCAGGGGGGGUCCCAACAGGGAUCGGGGGCCCCGUCAGCUCCAGGGAGCCCAGGAAGGCCUAGUUCCUGGGUGCGAGAGGAAGGCCCCAGUAUCUCCCCAGCCCAGAAAGACAAUGGAGGGAGUCAGGCCCCAUCUACAAUCGACUCCCCACCCAGAACAUCCCUACUGCAAGCAGAGGAGAGGUGUGGGGACCAGGAGCUGCUGGCUGGACAGGAGGCCCCCCUGGCUGUGACUAGCAGGGAGGCAGCCCUACCCAUCCUGGAGCCAGUCCUGGGGCAGCAGCUGCCAGCCCCCUCUGACCAGCCCUGCAUCCUCUUUGCCGAUGCCUGUGACUCUGGGCAGGCAUUGCCUGCUGAGGAGGAGGCGGUGACCCCAGCCCAGGCUGAAACCACGCAACCCAGGACAGAGGCCCACGUCUCCUGUCGGACUUCCCCGGAACCCGUGGGUCCUGACAGCAGCUCUCGCUGGCUGGAUGAUCUCCUGGCUUCACCACCGCCCAGUGCAGGCAGCGCCAGGCGGGGAGCCGGGUCCGAGCUGAAGGAGACACACUCCCCGAGUACCUGCUCAGAGGGACUCCUUGGCUGGGCCCAGAAAGAUCUGCAGAGCGAAUUUGGGAUUGCAGCAGACCCCCACCCCAGCAGCUGCACCUCUUCUGGCUGGUCUCAAGAUGCUCCUCAGGACUAUGGCCUUGGGGGCACGAGGCCUCUAGGAGACCCAGGCCUGGGGGAGAGUGAUUGGGCCAGCAAGUACCAGUCAGGAGCGGGCGAAGGGAGCGGUCGGGAGUGGGCCAGCAGGUGUGGCCUUGGCCAGGAGGGGAUAGAUGUCCGAAGCAGCCCAGACCCCAGUGACAUGCCUGCCCUCGGGGGGCUCUCGGCCUAUGAGAGGGUGGUUGGAAAGCCAGCCCUGCCGGGCACUCAGAGCCAGGAGGCCAGCAUACAGGAAUGGGAGCGUGGAAAGAGGGAUUCCCAGGGCACUUACUCCAACCAGGAUGCUGAGCUCCAAGACCAGGAAUUCGAGAAGAGAGAUUCACUGGGUGCCUUCAGUGGUGGAGACACAAGCCUCCAGGACUGGGAAUUUGGGAAGAGAGAUUCACUGGGCUCCUACAUCAAGCAGGAUGCCCAGGAGGAGCAGGCCCAGGAAUUGGGGGCGAAAGACCAUCAUGGUGGCUACAGUAGCCAGGACGCUGAGAAGCAGGACCGGGAGUUUGAGAAGAGAGACUCUUCACUUGGCACCUAUGGCAGCCUGGCUGCAGCCCAGCAGGACCGGGAGUUUGGGAAGAGCGCAUGGAUGAGGGACUACAGCAGCCACGCUGGCGCCAUGGCCUUCAGCGCACAGGACAGAGGCUUUGGAUCUAGAGGCCUGAGCUCUGGGUUCAGCCCCGAGGAAGCCCAGCAGCAGGAUGAGGAGUUUGAGAAGAAGAUGCAGAAUGGGGAAGACAGUCCGGGUGAUGCCAGCGGGGAGAUGGGGCCAGAAGAGGCAGAAUCGGGGGGCCUGUUCAGCCCCAACGCCUCCCAAGUGCAAGAUGGCGCCCUUGGACAGAGAAACCAGGGCAGCUGGCAGGACAGUGACUCGAGCCAGCAUGUCGGAGGGCUGCCAGAGAGACUGCACGCAGGCACUCAAAGCCCCGGUGAUGCUGGGCUGGAAGAAGGGUCCGUAGGGAAGCGAGGCUGGGACAGGGAGGUCAGCCUUGGCAUUGCCCCACAGCCCGAGGCAGCGUUUAGCCCCAGUCGGCAAGACUGGAGUGGGGACCUGUGCCUUGAGGCCACUGAGAAGAGCUAUCAGUUUGGCAUCAUUGGCACCGACAGAAUGAGUGGUGCCGGCCUGAGUCCAUCCAGUAAGAUGGGAGGUGGUCACUUUGUGUCUCCCGAGGAGCCCAUGUCCAGGGCUGUGGACUGGACCGACCAGCUGGGUCUCAGGAACUUGGAAGUGUCCAGCUGCGUGGAGACCAGGGGUUCGAGUGAGGCCCGAGAGAAUGCCGUGGGCCAGAUGGGCUGGUCAGACAGCCUGAGCUUGAGAGACGGAGACGUGGCCGGCCGUUUGGAGACUGGAGGGUCUGAAGAGCCCAGGGGGGUGGGAGUUGGGGAGAAAGACUGGACUUCGGAUGUUGGGAUGAGGAGCAGGGAUUUGGCAGGAGCAGGGGAGGUGGGGGACCGUAGCCAGGCCAGGGAGAGUGGCGUGGGACAGCCUGACUGGUCAGGUGUGGAGGCUGGCGAAUUCCUUAAGUCAAGGGAGCGUGGGGUGGGGCAGGCAGACUGGACACCUGAUCUUGGGUUGAGAAACAUGGCUCCAGGAGGCAGCUGCAGCCCCGGUGAGCCCAGGGAGCUUGGGGUGGGUCAGGUGGACUGGGGUGACGAUCUGGGUCUGAGGAAUUUGGAGGUGCCCUGUGACCUCGAGUCUGGAGGUCCUCGGGGCUGUGGGGUGGGGCAGAUGGACUGGGCCCGGGAUUUGAGGCUCCAAACCACGGAGCUCUCUGGGGUCCCGAGUGAAGCUAGGGAACAUGGAGUGGGGGAGGUGGACCCCGGUGGCUUCAGGAACAGCGGCAGCUUGGCGUCUCACCUGGAGGCUAGAGAUCCUUUGGAGGCCAGGGAGCUAGGGGUGGGCGAGACCAGCGGACCAGAGAGCCCCGGUGAAGACAGCUCCUCACCUUCCUCGGAGACCCGCCCUGAAGACCCCGGAAUGCAGAAGGGGGAAACACCGGGCUUCGGAGCAAGCCCCAGGUAUCUGGCCCGCUCCCCGCCCUCUGGCUCCCAGGGCCUGUUGGAGGAGAUGCUGGCCACCAGCAGCUCUAAGGCUGCUACCUGGAGGGAGUCAGCAGCCUCAGGCCUCAGGGUCCCCUUAGAGGAGGAAGGACCCUUAGCAGGUGCUGACCAAGGGGCGUCCCCGGAGCCUCUGCCCGCCAGGGACCCACUGCCUUCCUGGAGGCCCCAGCCUGAUGGUGAAGCCAGCCGGACAGAAGAGGUGGACGGCACCUGGGGCUCCGCCAGAGCCAGGCAGGAAGAACAGGGGCCGGCUCCAAUGCCGACCCCUCGCCAGCCCCCCCAAGGCCCUCCACCCAGCUGCCCCAGCCAGGACUUCUCCUUCAUCGAGGACACCGAAGUCCUCGACAGUGCCAUGUAUCGGAGCCGUGCCAACCUGGGGCGCAAGCGUGGGCAUCGUGCCCCGGCCAUCCGGCCAGGGGGGACCCUGGGCCUGUCAGAGGCAGCAGACUCGGACGCACGCCUCUUCCAGGAUUCUACAGAGCCACGGACUUCCCGGGUGCCAUCUUCAGAUGAGGAGGUAGUGGAGGAGCCUCAGAGCCGCCGGACACGGAUGUCCCUGGGCCUGAAAGUCAACCUGUUUCCUGGCCUCAGCCCAUCUGCCCUGAAGGCCAAACUGCGCUCCAGGAACCGCUCGGCUGAGGAGGGGGAGCCAGCGGAGAAUAAGUCAAGCCAGAAAGAGUCCUCGGUCCAGCGUUCCAAGUCCUGCAAGGUUCCAGGGCUGGGCAAGCCCCUCACAUUACCUCCCAAGCCAGAGAAAACCUCAGGGUCAGAAGGUUCAUCACCCAACUGGCUGCAAGCCCUGAAGCUGAAGAAGAAGAAAGUCUGAGAAGUCAUUGAGGUCCUUUCCACCUGGCAGUCUCAGGCAGUGCCUGUUCCUGUGGGGUCCCAAGCCGGGAGACAGCAGGAGCCCCGCCAAGGCCCCCGCUGCGGCCUCGUUCAGCCCCACCUCCGAGGAGCUUCUGGGAGGCACAUUUAUGCACUUUGUAUCACCUCCCCCCACCCCCAUCUGCCCUCCCAGCCUGGAUUCCAUCACUCGUGGUUGAAGGUUUUGGUCCUUCCUUUGCUGUUUUCACCUUCUCUGUUUCCUCCUCCAGCCUCCUUUGGGUUUUCUUUUGAUACCAAUUUAUAGCAUUUUUUAUAAAAGCCUUUGAUUUUUGUAAUGGGCAG
Molecule: messenger RNA, 5570 nt
Organism: Dipodomys ordii (Ord's kangaroo rat)
Lineage: Eukaryota; Metazoa; Chordata; Mammalia; Rodentia; Heteromyidae
Gene: Cnot12
Product: tankyrase 1 binding protein 1, 182kDa
Exons: 11
Coding region: 10-5229 (1739 amino acids)
Biological process (GO): double-strand break repair; cellular response to ionizing radiation
Cellular component (GO): heterochromatin; nucleus
Source: RefSeq, a predicted model, not a curated record